UACACCCCAGUAAGCGUUUGAACGUGCUGAUGCAUCGCUGCAGUAUUCUGAUCCCAAAGAGAAAACUUAUGACGCAACCAGCAUUGCAAUGUCUGCUUUGAAAUUCUCAGUCGUCCUAACGCUCAUGCUCAUAGUGACUGUGAACUGCCGAUCAACUGGUAAAGCUGUCUCAAGGCCAUUAAAUCCUUUGUGGAAGGGAACAGGACAGACGGGAACAAUGGGGCGGCUACCCAGUUUUAUGAAGCCCCAAGGGCCAGUGAGGAGAGGCCAGAUUCCUCAGACAUCGAAAACCAGGCGGCCAGUCAAGGGACAAAGGAACAGGGAUAUAUCAAUUCUUGACACGGAUCCUAUCGACCCAGAUUGUGUAAAUCGACCUUGUUCUGGACCAGGUGACCCUAGAUGUCAUCCAGAAUGCACCUGCCAAAGCUUCGGAAAUGAGUAUAGGUGCUACAAUGCAUAGAACGCGUCAUACGGCCGUCGGUGCGAGAAAGUUGGGUGAAUAAACA
This is a messenger RNA of Rhipicephalus sanguineus (brown dog tick), 506 nucleotides long. RefSeq lists its product as uncharacterized. Lineage: Eukaryota; Metazoa; Arthropoda; Arachnida; Ixodida; Ixodidae. The coding region runs from base 89 to 460 and encodes 123 amino acids. The transcript has 5 exons. The record is from RefSeq and is a predicted model, not a curated record.